AUGGAAACUGCGAAUGCUGAAAGACCUCUAACCAGCAGUUUCGAACAUGGCAGCGAACCGGACACCGACAUUCAGCUGCCGCUAUCUAUUGAUUGUUCCGAGAAAUCACCAUAUGGACAAGGCUCACCGCCCAUAUGCUACGUGGAGCUGGGAGGACACAAGUCUGCUGAUUCAAGCUUCCAUAAGCACCAACUUGCUGAUGAGAUUGACCUUUGCGAUUCGCCACCCGAGUUGAUUCGAGGGGAUCGCGGCUGUGACGACAAGGAAAAGAAGGAAGCAGGCGGCUGUUUCGCCAAUGGCGCAGGGCCACUCAACUCGGCUGAGCUCUCUGGGUGCGUGGUCAAAGAUGAUGAGUCGAAUGAGUGUGGUUCGCUGAUUGCCGUAUCUUCCGAAUGUCUCCUGUCCUCUUCUGUUGUUCAGGCUGAAAACAACACCGUAACCUCUUCCACACCUGGCCCUCUGGUGAGUGGUCUACCACUGAAAUCAACUGAAGCUCCACGACCGGCAUCGCAUGGGGAGAAAGAGCGUGUAAGUGAGGCCGGGGAGGAGGAAGAGGAGGAGGAGGACGAUGAUCGCCCGUUGGUCGUCGAUCUUGGCGAAAGUUUCAACCUCUCGUCGUCUAGCGCUUCUCCUCUAAUCACCUCCAUUGUCGGCAACCAGGAGAAAGGCCCACUCACUGCACCCCUUCCGGUUGCGUCCCCCGCGAGUGCCCAACCGGUGCUCCUCACUGCUCACGAAGCCCCAGAGGCGUCUGCCAAACCGCCGACUACCGUGGCUUCGAAGUCGACGACUGUGCCUUCUUCUUCUACUUCAUCUCAUUCAACCACUGGCGCAGCCCCACCCAACCUGACCACAACAACAACCCCCGCUCGUGUACAGAAGGCCAUUCGGCCUCUCCUGACUCCGCAUUUGAAUUCACUGGAAGGCAUGCAUGCGGCCGCGCCUUCCGUCGGUAGCGCGAGUCUGGCGACGUCUCACUUUGUCGGUCAGUCGCCGGCCGGGACGAUUCGCCUACAGGCGAUUCAAUCGCACCCGCCGCCACCAGCACCGCCGCCGCCGCCGCCACCCACCGUCGCUGUCUCGGGCCCCCAGACCAACGGGGUGCAGUUCAUGUCCGUUCUCUCCGCCCCCCCGGCGGCGGGACCCUUUGGCCGCCCCCCACCACCCUCCUCCGUGGCUCCAUCGCCAAUUCACCUCUUCAACAUUGGUCCGAUGCCGAGUUACCUGAUCCCCUCACCUACGCCGAACCGACCUCUCUCCCUGCAUUGGUCACCUUUAGAAGGCUUCUAUAUUAUGCCGCUUCAUCUUGCAGACGCAGCUCCGGGCAUGCUGUUCCAAUCGAUACCGGGAGCGACUGCACCCCCACCACCGCCGCCGCCUCCACCACAACCUCCGGGCAAUUUUCAGUUUGCUCCUCAUCCUCCUCUCUUCUCAGCGGCUGCGGCGGCGGCGGCGAUGGCAGCUGCGGGAGGGCCCUCAUUCGGUAACCCCCACUUCGCUCGACCUCCGACAAUGUCGACGAGUCUUCCUCCUCCACCUCCACCGCCAUCGUCCCUCGUUCCCGGUCUGCCGCCGAUGUCGCGCGUAGCGACAAGGCCCCAAACUCUUGAUAAGGAUGCAAGUGGCUUGACUGCGAUGGUGCCACCUCCAGGGAGUCUAUUUAUCCCCGACAUGGGCAGUUGGGUGGCAGCGGUGACGUCUCAGCGCGCUCCGCCUCCUCUCCCGACCCUCUUCCCGCCGCAUCUAUCACAGAUCUCCACGGCGUCGUUCUCCGUCGCAGAUCCAAUCUACUCCUCUUCUGCCUGUCGUCUGACGGCGCCUCCUCCACCAACGCCGCCUCCCCGCUCCGAAGCCAAGCUGCCUCUACCGCCCGCCGCUUCGACUGCUGCGACGCCGUCGACUGGGGCCGACGUUGCCUUGUCGUCAGCUGGUCCUGCAAACAUCACCACCGCCGCCUCCGCGACCACUUCCACGCCCUCGUCCAACGUCUACUCUGUCUCAGCGCGUCGUUGGAGGCCGUCAAUCACGCGGAAGAAUAGUUCCACCUCUUCCACUCUCGUCACUGCCGCCUCCCAGCCGCAGACACCCCUACCUCCGGAUGCAGGCGACGCAGACUGCGUUGACGGCAGGCUUCAGGAGGAGGUGGAGGAGCCGAUGGACAUUCCACCUGCAUCUGACUUGGCGCAGCCUUCUCCGCCGACGCCGCCGAAGCAGCUGGAACCCGCGAGGGACGAUCUGGUACCCCGUCUGUCGCCCCCGUCUCGCCUUGACAGCGACUCGCACAAGUCCCGUGUGUCCAAGGUAGCCGCGACUACACCACCACCUCCCCUCUCGCCGUCAUCGUCGCCCCCAGCAACCACGUCUCCACUGGCUCCGGUGCGCAGGAAAGUCAUCGCUCACGUCAUCGACGGUCACGUGCUGUACGAGAGCAAUCUGCCCUUUCCCGUUCGAGACGCGAUGGCAAUCGUGGAGGCGACAAUGCGACAGACCCGGCUUGCUGGAGGCAAACGCGAAGACGAGCUGAUGGCGACGGAUUCGCGACACAAGCCCGCCGCCAGUCUAAACGGAACAGCUGCCAGGGAUUCAUCCACCGCCAGCAGCAGCAGCAGCAACACCAGCAUCGCGACACUCUCUCCUGUGAUAGUUGCCAAGCAACAGCCAAUGGGCGCGCCGGAGGGUGGAGCGCCGCCAGCCAAUCACCGCAAGCGUCGUUCAUCGAGGUCGGCCGUGGCCAGCGUCGUUGCCUCUCCGCCGCCGCUGCCGCCUCCCCCCCCUUCCUCUUCCCCUCUCCCUCCUGCUCGCACGCUUUCUGUCAGCAGUGUGGACGAAAGGAAACGCAAGAAGUCCGUCGUCACCACCGCCGCCGCCGCUGAUGGCGACUUGCCGUCUGUCGUCCCCACGCACAACGGCCACGGUGUGCCUUCUGGUCCGAAUUCCUCUGCAACGACGACCGCAUUGCCAAAUCCCUCGACGUCGUCUUCGGGCGCGCUGAAAUUGACCCUCCACCCAGUGUACCAUGGGAGCACAGCGUCUGCGCAGGCCGCUUCCCCGUCAAAACCGCCUCCCUCAACAAUGCCACCGCGGCAGCCGCAGCCUCCUUCCGCCGCCGCAGCACCCUCAAACCAACUGCCACCGCCCCCUCCGCCGCCACCCCCGUCUGGUCCGGUGGCGAGCUGGUCGCCCGAGAAGGUGGCUGAGUUCGUGCGCGACACGCCGAGCUGCGCGAGCUACGCCGAGGCCUUUCGGCAAAACGAGAUCGACGGCGAGGCGCUCAUGCUCCUCACGCCCGCCCAGUUCGUCAACCCGCCAAUCGGCAUGAAGAUCGGCCACGCCCUCAAACUGGCCGAUCGGCUGCGUCAGGCCCAGCUCCUCCGAGGCACCAGUCGCCCCGCCACGUGA
Messenger RNA from Mesocestoides corti, 3399 nucleotides. The record is from the annotation of a GenBank genome assembly. Lineage: Eukaryota; Metazoa; Platyhelminthes; Cestoda; Cyclophyllidea; Mesocestoididae.